AAAUGGAAGGAGUGAACGUGUCGACUCACCCACAGAUUCCCGGCGAGCCGACUCAGUCGUCGACGGCGCUUCUGGAGAAGGCCACCGCCACCAUCCAAGGCUUCGGCCCCAUAAACAAAAUCCAUCAGCACCUCUGCGCGUUCCAUUUCUACGGGCACGACAUGACGAGGCAGGUGGAGGCGCACCACUUCUGCGCCCACCAGAACGAGGAGUUCCGGCAGUGCCUCAUCUACGACCGGCCCGAUGCGGACGGGCGCCUCAUCGGGCUGGAGUACUUGGUGUCCGAGGAGCUCUUCUUGACGCUCCCCGACGACGAGAAGAGGUUCUGGCACUCGCACGAGUACGAGGUGAAGAGCGGCGUGCUCUUCAUGCCCGGUGUCCCCGGCCCCGUCGAGCGCCAGGACCUCGACAAGGUCGCCAAGACCUACGGCAAGGCCAUACACUUUUGGCAGGUCGAUAGGGGCGACUCUUUGCCCCUCGGCAUACCCCAAGUCAUGAUGGCCCUCACGCGCGAGGGCCAGCUCUACGACAAUCUCGCCCAAGAUGUUGAGAAACGGUACAACGUGUCGUUUGCGAAGGAGAGGGAGAAUCGGGCGAACAUUAAGGGACCGGUUCACGGGAUACACCCGAUGGCGAACGGCGGGGGGCGAGGGUUGCAGACGGUGCUGAGGGAAGUGGAGUGUAAGGGCGCGGAGUCCACGGCGAGGGUGUUUGUUUAAAGCUUGUGUUUUUGUUGCUAGCUCUAUAGCUAUCGCGAUCGUGAUCUUCAUCUUUUUUGUUGUGUAUAUCAGUAUAUGUGUACGACGUGUAACUAGAUAUAUUUUACAAGUUAAUAUGAAU
Molecule: messenger RNA, 840 nt
Organism: Salvia miltiorrhiza (redroot sage)
Lineage: Eukaryota; Viridiplantae; Streptophyta; Magnoliopsida; Lamiales; Lamiaceae
Product: oil body-associated protein 1A-like
Exons: 3
Coding region: 3-719 (238 amino acids)
Source: RefSeq, a predicted model, not a curated record